GUCCAGCCGUGCGCAUGCGCGGUGGGGGGGGGGGGGGGUGUCUUGCGCAUGCGCUGUGCGCGGCGGCCCCGCGGCCCGGUGUGAGGUCGCGUGAAGAGUCAUGGAGAAGUUUGGCAUGAACUUCGGGGGCGGCCCGAGUAAGAAAGAUCUUCUGGAGACCAUCGAGUCGCAGAAGAAGCAGCUCCUUAAUUACCAGGCGCGGCUGAAGGAUGUGGUGAUCGCCUACAAGAGCCUGAUCAAUGAGAAGGAAGCCUUGGAAGCCAGCCUGAAGGUGUUGUCCGCGUCUCACGAGGCAGAUGUCGGCUUGAGCAGCGCUCAGCCCGCGUCCGUGGCUAGCUCCAGCUCUUCCUUUGCCGAUUCCGCCGAUGACAAGAGCUCGGUUCACAGCGAGGACAGCGUGGGGACAGCUACCAGCGCAGACACAGCCGCCAGUUUGGCCAGUACCAAGGGCGAGCAAGGGGCUGAGGAUGAGAAGCCCGCAGCGGCAGCCUCCUCCCUUAAAUCAGAGGAGACAAACGGUUCGGAGAGCGGCGUCAGCACGAGCAGCGGGGAUGUUCCCCCUGCUGCUGCCGAGGCUGACAAAAGAGUGCUCCAGCUGAAGACCCAGCUGGCCACCCUGACCAGCGCGCUGUCAACAGUCACGCAGGAGAAAUCCCGCAUGGAAGCCUCGUACCAAGCGGACAAGAAGAAGAUGAAGCAGGACCUGGAUGACGCCAUCAAGAAGGCGGAGGACGAGACCGACAAGCUGGAGACGGAGCUGAGGUCUGUCCAGGAGCAGCUGGCCGAGACCAAAGCCCGUCUGAUCACGCAGCAGCACGACCGGGCCCAGGAGCAGAGCGACCACGCCGUCAUGCUGCGGGAGCUGCAGAAGCUGCUGCAGAGCGAGCGGGCGCUGCGCCAGGACGCGGAGCUGAAGCUGGAGGAGACGAGGGAGGCGCUGGCCGGGAGGGUGAGCAUGGCCGACCGAGCGGAGGGCUACGAGCUGCAGAUCAGGCAGCUGAGCCAGGAGGUGGAAGACCUGAAGAGAGAGCUGCAGGCCGUGCAGGAGGAGAGGAAGAAGCCGGACCCCCGGGUGCAGGACCUGCAGGAGGAGAUGGCCAGCCUGAAGAACCACUUCCAGUCGCAGCUGCUGCAGGAGAUGCGGAAGACUGCGCAGGCCGAGGAGCAGCUCCGGCAGCACGCCCAGAUGGAGGAGCAGCGAGUGGCUGACCUGGAGGGGCAGGUGUCCGAGGUGUCGGGACUGCUCGGCACCUACGAGAAGGCCAAGCAGAAGGACCAGCUGGUCAUUCAGAAGCUGAAGGACCGCAUCGUGCAGCUGGACCAGGAGAACAAAACCCUGGCCAUCGCCGCUUCCAGCCGCUCCCCGGUGGAUGUCGGCGUAGAGGAAGCCAACCUGGAUGUGAACGUCCUCAAGGACAAGAUGGAGAAGCUGAAGAAGCUCCUGCAGGCGGCGGCGAAGAGGAGCCAGCCCGCCCUGGACAUCGAGAAGCUGUGCGAGCUGGAGCUGCCGAAGGGCACUGAGGCUGCGGACGGCGAGAAGGCCACCGCUCUGUACUACCAGCAGGAGCUGAAGCAGCUGAAGGAGGAGUUUGAAAGGUACAAGAUGAGGGCGCAGGUGGUUCUCAAGAACAAGUCCGUCAAAGACGUCAACCUGGCUAAAGAACUGGAGGAAGCUCAAGAGCAGCUGGCGGACCUGAAGGAGAAGUACGUCGUGCUCCAGCUGUCCGCGGAGGAGACGGAGAAGCAGCACCAGCUGGACGUGGAGGCCAGGAGGCAGGAGUUGUCCCACCUGCAGCAGCUUCACAGGCAGGAACUGGAGCGCUGCCAGCUGGACUACAGGGAACGGGCGCUGAAGCUGGAGGAGGAGAUGCACAAGCAGCGGGACCGGGCGCUGGCGGUGCUGGCGGAAAAGGACCAAGAGCUGGAGCAGCUGAGAGCCAUCGUGCUGCCUUACGCCGGGCUUCAGGGCUCCAAAACCUACGGGGCACCGGGUGCCGACGUUGCCGGCGCUGAUUCAGCAGCCGAGGAUUCCUCUGAGGUCCUCCCCCAGGCUCUGCACCUCUCUGCCAGCAACGAGCCCACCUUCUUCUUGUACGCGGAGCAGCUGGCUCGCAAGGAGGUGGAAAUCGCAGCGCUGAGGAAGCAGAAGCACAAGCUGGAGAUGGAAGUGCACCAGCUGCAGGAGAAAGUCCUGGCUGAGGGGGAGAAGCACCGGGAAGAGGUGACGGCGCUUCAGAACGAGAUCCAGAAGAACUUCAGAGACAAGAGCAGGGAGGGGGCCAACCUGGAGUACCUCAAGAACAUCGUCUACAGGUUCCUGACGCUGCCGGACUCUCUCGGGCGCCAGCAGACUCUAACUGCCAUACUGACCAUUCUGCAUUUCAGCCCAGAAGAGAAGCAAACGAUCAGGAAACAGUCGGCUUACAGCAGCUGGUGGCCCUCUGGGAAGAGAUGAGGUGGUCGGUGCUACCCCCACCAGCUCUUGCCCAGUAACACGCUUCUGAUUCCCAGUUAGGACCGGGGCAGCCUCUUCCCAGCUGUGCGAAGGAGCAGGGAGCUUCCAGCAAAGACCUGGGCUUAGCUGGUGCUGUUAGCACUGGUUUAAACAAAUUGUGCCAACUGCUCUGGUGGGAUCACAGUGCUCUCUGCUGUGAGGAUUUGCUCUGAGGUGGAAUUUGACUU
Molecule: messenger RNA, 2682 nt
Organism: Anas platyrhynchos (mallard)
Lineage: Eukaryota; Metazoa; Chordata; Aves; Anseriformes; Anatidae
Gene: GCC1
Product: GRIP and coiled-coil domain containing 1
Cellular component (GO): Golgi apparatus
Source: RefSeq, a predicted model, not a curated record